This is a messenger RNA of Plasmodium knowlesi strain H, 1542 nucleotides long. Its product is annotated as E3 ubiquitin-protein ligase RNF5, putative. The transcript has a single exon. Lineage: Eukaryota; Apicomplexa; Aconoidasida; Haemosporida; Plasmodiidae. The coding region runs from base 1 to 1542 and encodes 513 amino acids. Gene Ontology annotation, biological process: ubiquitin-dependent protein catabolic process. Gene Ontology annotation, cellular component: endoplasmic reticulum. The record is from RefSeq and is a predicted model, not a curated record. Gene Ontology annotation, molecular function: ubiquitin-like protein conjugating enzyme binding; metal ion binding; ubiquitin protein ligase activity.
AUGAAUGAGAAAGAAAACGAAUAUGAUUCGCUGUACGAUGUAAUAUACGAUUAUGAUGUUAACGAAGAAUUCCUCAAUAGGAAGGACAACAACGAUGAGUCUCCAGAACCGCUGCUCUGUGACAUAAAAAGUAAAUUAACUUCCAAGGGAGAAAGAGAAAGCUUGGCGGAUGAGCGUUCAGGAAGUUCCCACCCAAAUUACGCAAAAAAAAAUGAAAGCGAAGAAAACUCUUUACAAUUAUCGUCCAUACGGUUAAACGAUAAAAAUGGCGAUUGUUCAGGGGAAGGUCAAAUGAAGAGUACGUUGACGCCUCAGAACAACGCCCCAGACAGUAUCAAAGAGAGCGAAAUAAGCUCCGGUAACGUGGACCCUUUUAAAAAAAGGGAGGAUCUGCCAUUCUUAAAAAGUAGCACACAACAGAAUGAUAGUGGAAACGCCGAGGAUGGUAAUUCCAAUGCGGAAGCAAGAGAGGAGGUCAAAUUUGUGAACCCCGAAAAGGGGGGAAAUCACUCCCCAGUUGUUGACGCAUUUACAAAUAGCACCCCUAAACAUACAGUGGGAAUAACCAACUGCGAAAACUACAAUAAAGAAGCGCCUCCCCAUAUGAGGAUACUAUCAACCGAUUUCCAGAGUACAUACAGUUGGCAAAACGUAACUGUAGGCAAAAAUAAUAACAACAUAGUGAAUCGUAAAAACGUAUUAGGAGAAAGUACCCCCAAGGAACAGGGUACCAGAGAGGAGUGUCCUCAGAGGGAUGAGUUAAAAGAGGGGGGGGCAUAUCACAAUAACGACGUUAUGAUAAAAGGUAGUGGGGUAAAGGAAAAAUACAAAAAGCUUACCUUCGAGGAUGAUAUAUAUAAAGAGAAUGCAGAUGGAAAAGUUGAGGUACAAAAGGAACAAGGCCCAAAUGAGGAUGAAAAAAAAAAAUUGGAAGAAAAAAGUGACAUUAGUGAAGACAAGAAAAAUGUAGAACACAGUAAUGAUAAUAACAAUUCGGAAGAAAAAAACAAAACGGAAAUAAAUUCCAACAAGAAUACAACAUCAGAAAAUGAUGGUACAAGUACAUUCGAAUGUAACAUUUGUUUUGAUGAUGUGAGAGACCCAGUGGUAACGAAAUGUGGCCAUCUAUUCUGUUGGUUAUGUCUCUCCGCUUGGAUUAAAAAAAAUAAUGACUGUCCUGUGUGCAAAGCUGAAGUUUCAAGGGAAAAUGUAAUACCUCUGUAUGGAAGGGGAAAAAAUAGCACAGAACAUAAAUAUUCGAAUAAGGAAGAACCUAGACCCACUCCGAAAAGAAAAGAAAGUGUUAGGAGAAAUAAUGGUUAUUCUAACAAUGUAGGGUUAAGGGCUUCCUUUGGCGUUUGGGUGAACCCCUUUUCCUUUGGAAUGUCCUACACCAACAUGACGGAAGAGCCGUACUUUUAUGAAAACCGUGGUGGUGACAACAGAACCCAGGCAGAAACGUAUCAAGCGGAAGCUGCAUCCUCCUUUUUCUUUUUCCUGGGUUUUUUUUUGUCCCUCUAUAUUUUGUUCUACUCAUCUUAG